Physella acuta is the source of this 3454-nucleotide messenger RNA. RefSeq names its product fibrous sheath-interacting protein 1. The record is from RefSeq and is a predicted model, not a curated record. Lineage: Eukaryota; Metazoa; Mollusca; Gastropoda; Physidae.
UCUGAGACUGAUUAUUGAUUACUCAACCAGUAGAACUGACAGUACUCGGCACUCACUAAACUUGGUAGGGUCAAGACUAGUUUCAAGACUCUUUGAGAAGUCAUUUUAGAAAAUAAACCAAUCAGCAGGAUUUAGUGUGUGCAGGCUUAUUUUCUUUGUCUAAAGUAGACAAAAUAUCUAAAUAUUGUGUUACAUUGCAUACAUUGAAUGACCAUCAGUAUGGCUAAAGAAUCAAAAAAGACAAAGAGCAUACUUUUGAAUGCAGAGGAGCUCCAGGCAAUGAUAACAAGUAAACAGCAAGCGGGAGACAUGGAUGACUUUGAGCUGGACGACGAUGAUGAUGAUGAAGAUGAUGAUGGAGAGGAUUUCAAUGAUGAGGACUGUUACGAUGUCGAUAAUACAGAGCUAAAUGAGUUGGAACUUAAAGAUCUAAAUGAAGAAACUCUGUCCUUCCUUAACGCUGUUAUAUACAAACGUGAGAGUGGUGAUAAAAAUUUGGAUCCCUCCCCAAAACAGAAAGAAGAGAACAGAAACAAUUCAUUAAUCCCUUCAGGAGCUGAGGCUAAGACAGAAGAUUUUGAGAUUGACAGUGAUGAAGAAAAAAGUAUGCUUAAAGAAAUAAGAGAUGAAAUCAAUAACAAGGUCAGAGUUGAAAUGAAAUCGGAACUGGAGGAAUUUAGAGACCGGAUGAAAGCGAUGGAAUCAGGCCAGUAUUUGAAACAAGUGGAUGCGACAAAAGAAUCUGAAGACAUUCUGGAAACUGAUGAGAGUAGAGACCCAAGACUUAAGGAGGCCAUCAUUAAAAUGAAUAAGCUUGAUGCUCUUUUAAAGAAGAAGAUAAAGAGAGAGAAAGAAGUUAAAAGAGAUAGGAUUAUGUUUGAGAGAAGGAUGCGUCAAGAGAUAGCUGAAUUAGAAAAAGAAGGAUCCAACUAUGGUGAAAUUAAAGUAAACACAGACAAGUUUUUGUCACUUGAAUUACCUCCCUCUCAUUCUGAAGGUAUUAUUGUUGAUGAGGAGGACAGUGACAUCCCACCUGUAUUUCAAACUCAGAUUGAUGACAGCCAUGUUGCUAAAAGCAAAGAGAAAAAGCAAACAACAUCAAAGGCCACAUUAGGUGAAAGUGCCGGAGAUGAGUCUAGAUCAACAUCUGUCAACUCUGACAUGGGAAAAAGUUCAAGUUCAAGGAUGCAUAACUCAAGGCUAGGACAGAGAGGAUCCAAAACAAAAGAUUUCAUCAAAAGAAAUAAAGAGUUGGCCGCCAAUGCAGGUCAUGUGAUAGCAUUGACUGAUGAUGAGAAGAAAAGACUGGAAGAGCUGCUGCUUGGGGUGGAUGAAAUGCCUGAGUUAGAGAAUGCUGCUGGCAGUGCUGAAUUAGAUGUGAACCAGUUCCAGCUGUCUGUUCAUCCCGGGGAAGGAUUUUGUCCCGAUGCCAUGGAGAAGACAUGCCUGUCCAGUAUCCAUGAGCGGUUGAGAGAAAUCAUUCCCGAAGAGGAUUACAAAGCAAUCAUGAACUCUAGCAAAACCUCGGACUCCAGCCCACCACAAGCUUUGUUCACCCGUGUGGGCUUGAAUUCUGCUGGCCAGAUACCCGAACAUUUUGGUGAGCGAAUUUUAUUUGAGACCAAAGAGGAGCGGGAGCUCAAUGCCAGGUUGCAAUCAAUAGAGAAAGAACUAGAAAAAUAUAAAGGUCCUCAAGACACUGAGGAUGACGAAGAGCGCCACCUGACAGACGAGCAGCUGGACAGGCUUCUGGACGAGUGUUGCAGGAACAUGUCUAGAACUUCUUUUCUGGAAUCUCCAGACGUAACUCCCAGGGCCCAGCUGUCAUCUCGGCAAUUAGUUAUGGAAAAUCCACCCAGACUAUCAGAGGAACAGUUGCAGCAGCUCCUGUCAGAGGCUCAUUUCCCUCUUAGUUCAACCCUGCUAGCACUGAGAGAAGAUGAUGAAAAACUUCUAGAAGAAACUGGUAUUGAGGAAUCCAUCAGGGCUGAGACAUGGAAGGCUAUAAAAGAUGCCAAGAUCGGGGAGGAGGAUGCUGAACUGACAGAUCUCCCCACCAGCGAAGACGCCAGCAGCAUAUUCAACACUCUAGAAGAUUCAACAUACAAAGACGUCGCCAGCCCCCCGGGCAACAAAAACAUGUCCGCGAACAACGCCUCCGGAAUCGACCAAUCCUACAGUCCAGGUCUUUUUGAGAAUGACAGUUUGCAUAGUUCUAUUGACUUUGCCUCCAGCCCUAUUCUCUCCUCCACCGAACAGCAAAACAAAAUUUUAAAGAAAUCAAGAUCUGCUAGUCAUGAUAAAAACCAUUUUGAAAUUUUUCCAAAAAUUUCUAAACCAUGGGUCGAUUCUUUUGAUGAGCAUUCCAGGGACGGGGAGUUAUCUCCCAUGCUAGUAGACACCAGUGAAGCGGCUGCCUCUGUGAGGCUCCCUCACCUUUCAAGCAGUUCUUUUCUCAUUCACGCUCAGCAAGGAUUAAAUAAUGAAGAAACUGGUGAUUACCUCCCAUCUAGGCAACCUUUACAGAUUGUGCGCAAUAACUUGACCAAAUAUGGUGGAACAAGCAUUACGGAAGAACAAAAAGGGGAGAGCAUUCAGCGUUCUUCCAGCAGUUUAACGUUACAGUCUUGUAAGUCCUUCAGCUUCUCUGAUGAGUCACAGAGUUGUUCCAGGAGCUCCACCCCUAGUCAUAAGUCCUCCAAGGAAAUUUCUAUCAACCUCAUCCCCAAACCUCCAUCAAGAGCCAACACACCCAAAUCUUAACCAUUUCAUUUUUCAAUUUUAAAAAGGCUUGAAGAAAAUAUAAAUUUUUUAUUAGGAUACUUUGUACUUUUUACCCAUUAAGCAACUAUGUUCUAACAUACUUGUGGUUAAACACUCAACUGUUUUUUCCCCGCUUAACAUGUCUAUGGCUGGUAUGUUUUUGGCAGGUAGUUUUUCCUAUAAAGCUGUACCAUUAUUUAUGCUGAUAUAAUAAGGAAAUAUAUCACUUUCAUUAUUUAUUCUAUGUAGAUAUACAUAGUUGUGUCUGUCUUUAACAAAGUUUUAAAACUUUCCAAAACUGGUGCUACACAGAACUGUCAUGUUGUGCUCAUCUAUACUAAACAGGGGUCAUCCAUAAAUGACAUCAGGCUUUUUUCCCUCCCCCUUGUCACAAAAAAUACAUUUUAAAAUUGUAUUCAGUAAUAGUUUAAAAAUUGUAUACCAAUGACACUACAAUUUAAUCUGUUUUUAAACUGAAAUGUAACUUGUCUUCUGAGAACUAUUUCAAGUGACAAGUAGCCUACCUUUUUAAAUGGAUUGACUGCCCAUCUUUAUAAUUUCUUUUUAAACAGAGUACCUAGCAGUAUUAUGUUUUAUAAUGCCUGUACUGGUUAAAAUAUUGGUAGUUAUUCCUUUUGUACAAAAAACUUGUGCUAUGAAAACCUAACCUGUAUCACUUAAAAAAGUUUGU